GCAACAGUAUGUUGACAGUAACUCAGCAUAAUGUUUACUAUUUCUUAACUUCUUAGCUCUUUGGGGAAAUGCCCUUGGCAAUUAUUAACUGGUCCGGAUCUGAACUGGGCUCUCAGCUCUGCUUUGUCGUGGUGAUUUAAUUCUUCACAAAAUGUGCGUGAGAUAUCUCGGAUUUGUUCUCCUGGUUUGGUUCACAGGGGUGCUGCGUGCUCAAAGUGCAGCACUGCAUUGUGGUGCUCCCAGCCUGAGUGGUGGUUAUCUUGUCCCUGAACAAGAAACUUAUUCUCAUGAAAGCGAGCUCACUUAUGCUUGCGAUAAUGGACGUAAACCAGCAGUGGAGGGAUGGUGGGCAACAAGCACAUGUCAAAAUGGCAAAUGGUCUCAUGAACCACAGUGUAUAGACGAAAAAGCCUGCAUUCCACCAACUAUCCCAAAUGCAAAAUACACUGAAAAGUUAAAUGGUUGGUAUGAGGAGGGACAUAAAAUAAGAAUAACAUGUGAUGAAGGAUAUGAACAAAAAGACCAGGACGCCACAGCUGAAUGUAUAAAUGGAAUAUGGACCUCUGUGCCAGUCUGUGAGAGAAGUACUCAGGCAUGCGGUGAGCCCCCUAAAAUCCCCCAUGCAGUCAUCAUUCAUCAGGAAUACCAGGAGGUGUUUGCUGUAGAUUCAGAACUGCAGUAUGAAUGUGAAGAUGGAUAUACUGUAGAGGAAGCAGACGGCAAAAAAUCCAUCUUUUGCAUAGCUGGAAGCUGGACUAAAGGCCCAACGUGCAGAAUCAGACCAGGUACUGGACUUGGUGGAUCCACAGUGGGAGGAACACAUGGGGGACACACCACAUCUACUGGUAGUGGGACACAACCUGCGAGUGGAGGCGGAGGAAUCAGACCAGGUACUGGACUUGGUGGAUCCACAGUGGGAGGAACACAUGGGGGACACACCACAUCUACUGGUAGUGGGACACAACCUGCGAGUGGAGGUGGAGGAACUGGACCACUUACUAGACAUGUCAGCAACUGUGGAAAACCUCCCAUAGUUCCUAAUGGGGAAGUUUUGGAAACGAAUCGACUGUUUUUGAAGUACCGAUGCGGUACCUUUUACAAACUAAUGGGUCCAGAGACAGUGGUGUGUUACAGCGAUGGCACGUGGUCAGAAGUACCCACCUGCAGAGUUGCAUACUGUGCUGUGGACACUGAUGAAUAUCCUGACUUAAAACAUGCUGGAGUUAAAUAUAUAAAAGAUGGUGAGAGUUUGAGAUUCGAAUGCGUGGAUCUCUGGUUGGUAACUAAUUAUUCUGAGGGCCGGUGCACUGAUGGAAGAAUGACGUUUACCAGAUGUUGUAACAAGUUUCAACUAAACACGAAUAUUUGCUAAGGCUGUAUCACCGAGGGGAAGACGCUGCUGCCUCUGGACUCGCUCACCACCGGCUGAAAACAAAUGCCAGCCUGGAAACUUUUGAGAGACAACCAAGUUAUAUUGAUCUAUGCAGGCCUACAUAAUGUAGGAGCAAAUUGUAUGUCUGUAUGCUCAAAGCUGCAAAAGUAACAGAUAAAUAUGGUGUGUAUUUGAUGGACUUGCCUGAAUAAAGUCUUCAAUUGGAAUUUCAACACUAA
Messenger RNA from Siniperca chuatsi (mandarin fish), 1611 nucleotides. Its product is annotated as complement factor H-like. The coding region runs from base 152 to 1372 and encodes 406 amino acids. The record is from RefSeq and is a predicted model, not a curated record. The transcript has 11 exons. Lineage: Eukaryota; Metazoa; Chordata; Actinopteri; Centrarchiformes; Sinipercidae.